Daucus carota subsp. sativus is the source of this 1431-nucleotide messenger RNA. RefSeq names its product probable xyloglucan endotransglucosylase/hydrolase protein 28. Gene Ontology annotation, biological process: cell wall biogenesis; xyloglucan metabolic process. Gene Ontology annotation, molecular function: hydrolase activity, hydrolyzing O-glycosyl compounds; xyloglucan:xyloglucosyl transferase activity. Gene Ontology annotation, cellular component: cell wall; apoplast. Bases 180 to 1172 code for a protein of 330 amino acids. The record is from RefSeq and is a predicted model, not a curated record. The transcript has 4 exons. NCBI's taxonomy places the organism in Eukaryota, Viridiplantae, Streptophyta, Magnoliopsida, Apiales, Apiaceae.
AUUUUCCAAAAGUGUCACCAAGUUGUGAACAGCUCAGAGCUUAUCAGUUAUCACACUCUUCUCUCAAGCUCCAAAUCCCAAUAAACUCUCUCUCUCUCUCUGGAGAGAUUGUGACUUCUUCCGAAUUCUUGAAAAUCCAUAAAAAGAGGGAGAGACUGAGCAGAAACAUAGCUGAAAAAAUGGUGAACUUGUAUGUGAAUUUGUUUGUAAUGUGUUCUGUUGUUGUUUUGGCUCAUGGGUCAUCAAGAAAUCUUCCAAUUGUUUCAUUUGAAGAAGGGUACUCACAGCUCUUUGGUGAUAGUAAUCUCAUGAUUCUUCAAGAUGGAAAAUCAGCUCACCUUUCUCUUGAUGAAAGAACAGGCUCUGGAUUUGUAUCUCAUGACCUCUAUAAACAUGGAUUCUUUAGUGCUUCAAUUAAGUUACCAGCAGAUUACACAGCUGGGGUGGUUGUUGCAUUCUAUAUGUCGAAUGUAGACAUGUUUGCAAAGAACCAUGAUGAGAUUGAUUUUGAGUUUUUGGGGAAUAUUAGAGGCAAAGAGUGGAGACUUCAGACCAAUGUUUAUGGAAAUGGAAGCACAGGUGCAGGCAGAGAAGAAAGAUACGGUCUCUGGUUUGACCCUUCUGAUGAUUUUCAUCAGUACAGUAUAUUGUGGAGCAAAGAUAGAAUUAUCUUUUACAUAGACAAUGUUCCUAUAAGAGAGGUCAAGAAGACAGAAGCAAUGGGUGGGGACUUCCCUUCCAAGCCAAUGAGCUUGUAUGCUACUAUUUGGGAUGGAUCUAAUUGGGCUACAAAUGGAGGUAAAUACAAGGUCAAUUAUAAAUAUUCCCCUUACAUUGCCGAGUUCUCCGAUUUCGUGCUUCACGGUUGUGCCGUUGAUCCCAUCGAGAUGUCGACCUCAUGUGAUACUGCGCCCAAGUCUCAAUCUGUUCCUACAGGUACAACAAAAGAAAGUAGAACUAAAAUGCAGAACCUGAGGAAAAAAUACAUGCAGUACUCCUAUUGUUAUGAUACAACUCGAUACCAGGUUCCACCUUCUGAGUGUGUAAUCGAUCCACUUGAGUCCGAGAGACUUAGAGGAUUCGACCCGGUAACAUUUGGUACAAGCCACCGCGGGCAUGGUAAAAGACAUCACAACCGCCGAUCAUACCGUCAUGGAAUAAACUCUGUUUAGACACUUUAAAUUGCAUUUUGCCCAGUGAUCACGGUUGCCACAGUCAUGCGAUAUCUUUUUUUAUGUAUAUAGAUAAAAAACAGAGAGCAGAAAAGCGUGUAUUGAUUAAUUGAUCGGGGUGAGGAGGGGCCGAGGGGGGUUAUGUAUAUUUUGCAUAUCUUGAGGAUUGUGGCCAUGAUAUUGUCUGUUACUCUUGUUGUAUUUGGGCUGGUUGGAUUGAUGAAUUAUGAAAAUAUGCACACACCCUCUUUGUUUUCAA